CGAAAAAGGAAAAGAAAAAACACUAUUAAAAAAAAAAAACCUUGCCAUAUUCCUGAUCAGAUCUACACUUCUCCAGAUUUUGCCGGAUAUCGUUCCUUUGUUCAUAUCGUUUUCGCGAAUUCAAAAUGGAUUUCAUGAAGGUCUUCGAUCAAACGGUUCGAGAGAUAAAGAGGGAGGUGAAUCUGAAAGUUUUGAAGGUUCCUGAGAUGGAGCAAAAGGUGUUAGAUGCUACAGACAAUGAGCCCUGGGGUCCGCAUGGUACUGCAUUGGCAGAGAUAGCACAGGCCACGAAGAAAUUCUCGGAGUGCCAGAUGGUUAUGAGUGUUUUAUGGACUAGACUGAGUGAGACAGGAAAGGAUUGGCGAUAUGUCUACAAGGCACUGGCGGUUAUUGAUUAUCUGAUUUCAAACGGAUCAGAACGAGCAGUCGAUGAGAUUAUUGAGCAUACUUACCAAAUAUCUUCACUCACGAGUUUUGAAUAUGUCGAACCGAAUGGAAAAGAUGUGGGUAUCAAUGUGAGAAAGAAGGCAGAAAACAUAGUCGCUCUCUUGAAUAAUAAGGAGAAAAUCUCAGAAAUCAGAGACAAAGCAACAGCAAAUCGUAACAAGUACGUUGGCCUCUCAUCAACAGGAAUAACAUAUAAAUCUGGUUCAGCUUCAGCAUCGUUUGGUGGUAGUUUUCAAAGUGGUUCAAGCAAUUAUGAUAGCUACAGGGAUAAAGAUUCCAGAGAAGAAGGCAAGAAUGACUACGAGUCUUUCCAAAAGUCAAGGCGCGGUGGUAAAAGUGAAGAGCAAAGCUACACUUCGAAGAAAAGUUUUUCACGCUAUGGCAGCACGGACCAUGAUAAUUUAUCCAGUGGAAAAAAGUCACCCGACUCUGGCAAACAUAGUUCCAUGCCUUCUAACAACGACGAUGAUUUUGAUGAUUUUGAUCCACGUGGAACUUCCAGCAAUAAGCCUUCCACAGGCAGUGCCAACCAAGUGGACCUUUUUGGAGCAGAUCUGAUUGGUGACCUCUUGGAUGCUGGUCCAACUGAAACAUCUUCCACCAACAACAAUGGGAAGUUUCAAGAGGCGGACUUGUUUGCUGAUGCAACUUUUGUAUCAGCCUCGGUUCAGGGAACAGAAUUUGGGUCGCAGGCACAGAAAGAAGUUGAUCUUUUCUCUGCGUCUGAACCUUCUGUCACAGUUUCUUCAGCUCCUCCGACUGUUGACCUUUUUGCAUCUCCUGAAUCAGUUGCACCCCCAGAAGCCAAGAUUCCUAAACCCGAGUCUAUGACCACUCCCAACAUUGUUGACCCAUUUGCUGCAGUUCCUAUGGAAAAUUUUGAUGGAUCUGACCCGUUUGGUGCCUUCACUUCUCACUCGGCUUCAGUCUCUACAGGUCCACAGGCUCCAGCUGUACAUGGGAGUGCAACAAACACCACAAGCCCACUGUCUUUGGCAGACUCGAAGCCACAACAGCUGCAAAAGAAGGAUCCUUUCCAAGUGAAAUCUGGAAUCUGGUCAGAUUCGCUGAGCCGUGGACUGAUUGAUCUCAAUAUAACUGCUCCUAAAAAAGCUUCUCUCGCUGAUGUGGGGGUUGUGGGUGGUCUGAGCAAUGAUGAAGGGAACAAGGCAUCUGCUGCUACGUACUACACAGGGUGGUCGAUGGGCGCAGGAUCCGGGCUUGGUAAAACAGGACUAUACAGUGGACAGCAGCAACAACAACAAACAACACCUGAAAUCUCAGAUGAUUUCUUCUCCAGCCUCAGUAACCAAACCUACCAAACUGGAGGGUUUAAGCGGUGAAUUUGUCUGGGAUAUGCUGUUCAGAUGAAAAAGGCAUAUCAGGUUUGAUUCUACAUUCAUACUGGAAAUCUUUGCUUGUUUUUUUUUCUCUUAAAUGGGUUUUGUUGUUCUUGCACUUAUUAAUUCUUGGGACAAUCUCGUCGGUGGCUGAUGUGCCAUCGUUGUUGUGGCAUUUACUUUGGGUUUAAUUGAGAGAGAGAGCUGUAUUUAUAGUUUUUCAUAAGAGAUGCAUUAUUAUUAUUGGUUUUAAGUUUGGUUUUGUCCAUAGAACAACAAAGUAUAUGUAUUUCGUCCGGCACUACCGAGAAUUUAUCGUGUGUGAUUCUUAAGCAGAAGAGACUCCAACAUUCUUCUUAGCUUUGUUUUAUGAUUUUUCUUUUAUCUUAUCAAAAAUUGUAUUUCACGCUGUCCAAGUUCAUUCUUAAUGAUGAUGUUAACACUAAUCAUAUCUUAUACAAUUUGGUUGGCCCUGGUUGGCGC
This is a messenger RNA of Thlaspi arvense, 2270 nucleotides long. NCBI's taxonomy places the organism in Eukaryota, Viridiplantae, Streptophyta, Magnoliopsida, Brassicales, Brassicaceae. The record is from the annotation of a GenBank genome assembly.